UUUCUUCAUGGAUUGGGAGAUACCGGGCAUGGAUGGUCAGAAGCGCUUGCAGGUAUCAAAAGCCCCCAUGUAAAAUACAUUUGCCCACAUGCGCCGGUUAUGCCAGUUUCUUUGAACAUGAACAUGGCUAUGCCAUCAUGGUUUGAUAUCAUUGGACUUUCUCCAGAUUCACAGGAAGAUGAAGUUGGGAUCAAGCAGGCAGCGGAGAAUGUUAAAGCACUGAUAGAUCAAGAAGUAAAAAACGGAAUUCCUUCUAAUAGAAUUAUUCUGGGAGGCUUUUCUCAGGGAGGUGCUUUAUCAUUGUAUACAGCUCUUACAACACAACAAAAAUUAGCAGGUGUUGUAGCCCUCAGCUGUUGGCUUCCUCUACGGGCUUCUUUUCCUCAGGGCCCUAUCAGUGGUGUCAACAAGGAGAUUGCUGUUCUUCAGUGCCAUGGGGACUGUGACCCAUUGGUUCCUUUAAUGUUCGGUUCUCUCACUGUUGAGAAGCUAAAGAGUAUGAUCAAUCCAGCCAACGUAACCUUCAGGACUUACUCUGGCAUGAUGCAUAGCUCAUGUAUUGAGGAGAUGAUGGAUGUAAAACAAUUCAUAGACAAACAUCUACCUCCUGUAGACUGAAACGAUGUGUGAGAAGCCUUCUAUAUAAAUACACCAGCAUCAACUGUGGGGUAUAUGAGUAUGUUGUAUUUGGGGGUUGUUAAAGAGCCCAGAAGCUAGAGGAAACUUCAAGAAUGUAUUUGAAGCCUAUCCUGUCUCCUCCCAUAUUACAGUGUGUACGUUGAGCUCCUGUCCUCUGUAACUUCCCAGCUGGUUGGAAAGCUGUGUGUAUGAUCUUGUAGUGAACUUCAUCACUACCUGAAGUGAUUUGGUGCUGGGAUUGUUGUCAUAAUUGCAUGUAUUUUUAGGCUGAAUGAUAGCUCAGUCUGGUGUGGGGGUUUUCAUAAUAUUCUAUUAAAAUGGAGCAGUUGGACUGUCCGUCUUCUAAAUGUGAAAGUCACAUUGAUACAAAAAUACCUUGCUUGCAGAUCAGUUUGUUUCAAUGGGUAUCUAACUCCCUAAUGCAUUUUUAAUUUCAAAAUGGUACUUAAAUUUGACUGCAGUUUUGUACAGUCAGAAGUCUGACUUCUUGUUGGAAUAUGUUGCCCACUUUUUAACAAACAUGUUGAAUUAUGUAUUAUAAGCCGAAUCUUCCAGCCAUUCUUGAAGUAAACCUGUACUGGGGUCUGUACUGUGGUGAGGGCUGUAUGAUUUGGUCUCUUCCUCCUAUCUUGUAUAAUUACAACACAGUGGAUUGGUAAAAGUACUGUACACUGUUACUGGUAUUAGAACUGUUAAUUAAAACAUGUUCUCUCUAAUGGAGUAUACUGCACUUCAUUGAAAUCAUUAGGAUCCAUCUUUUAUGUAGAGGUGCUAUUUGUGUUGAUGGAUGUGACUGAGAACAAACUGUAUAAGAUGUUAAUGAAGCCAUAUGUACAAGGCCUGUGUAUCUUAAAUUUCAUAAAGAAAUACUGAACACUUACUCUUUGUGUUAUGAAGUAUAAGCCAUUCAUAUUUAAUAUAAACAUCUAAGAUGUAAUUUACUUAGUUUACUCAUUCUAUUUAUGAUAAAAAAAUCUUAACUUUGGAAAUUAUUUCUGUAGUAAGGAAAAUGUAAAAUCCUUCCAUUUUUAUCAUUGUGAAAUAAAUUUCAAUCAGUGUUUGGGAAAGUACUACAGACUUUUUCCAUACUUACCUGAAAGAAGUCAAGCUUUCAUGUGCAGUUGAAAUGGGCACUUUAGAGGCUUCUUGCAAAUGUAUUGCAUGGUAAUGUAUGCAUGAUGCUAUAAUACAAAAGAACGAUGAUUUGUAGUUACUGAAAAGAAAAAAAAAAUCACCAAUUUAUGUUUUGCUACCUUGUUGAGAGAAUGCUAAGUAUGACUUCAUUUUUUUCAUGUUCUGGGUUAAUUUUAUUUUAACUUGUUUUCUGGGAAUUUGCAGUAAUUUUGAAAGAUAAAGGAAAUUAAAAUAUUUUCUAGUAGCUUUAUUCUAGGGCACUGAAGAGCCAAAGUCUUCUCACUGUGUACUGCCGCACCUUUCUCUGGGGGUUCUGCGGUGUCGGGGAGCCUUUGAAGUUAUAUUAGGCAUAGCAUACGUACCACUUAACAUAUUUGUUAAAGAAGCAGUUUUCAGGUCAGGGGUUACAUGUGCUCUUUAGGCUAACUGUAAUAUUUGAGGCUGAUCAGUGGUGCACGUAGUGUGGGGCACUCUAGAGAAAACUUGAGAUUAUCUGGGAAGAGAUGCUGAAGAAACUUGAGAGGCAAUGGGGUGUACAGGUAGUAAAGGCAGACCUUCCCCCUCAAGCAGUUUAAAGCAGCUAUAAAAGGCUGCUUGUCUCCGUAGACUGUGAUGUCUAAAAAUCAGUGUGGAGUACAGUUAGGAAGUUCAUGGAUGUGUGGAAAUGCACGUCAGAUGCAGUGCUGUAUGUGAAUAUAUUGUGGCAACUUAAGGGUAUAAGAAUAGCUAGUAACAAUAAAGAUGCAAUAC
This is a messenger RNA of Pygoscelis adeliae (Adelie penguin), 2523 nucleotides long. RefSeq names its product lysophospholipase I (gene LYPLA1). NCBI's taxonomy places the organism in Eukaryota, Metazoa, Chordata, Aves, Sphenisciformes, Spheniscidae. The transcript has 9 exons. Gene Ontology annotation, biological process: protein depalmitoylation. Gene Ontology annotation, molecular function: palmitoyl-(protein) hydrolase activity; carboxylic ester hydrolase activity. Bases 100 to 618 code for a protein of 172 amino acids. The record is from RefSeq and is a predicted model, not a curated record. Gene Ontology annotation, cellular component: cytoplasm.